GUGUGUGUGUGUGAAAUAGAAAGAGAAAGAGAAAGACAAAAAGAAAGAGAGAGAGAGACGCAGCCAUGGAUCCCCAUCGUUGGAUAUUAUAAUUUACCCUUAGUUAGUCCUAUCCAUUUCUCCUUCAGGCUUCAACUUGACGGAAAAUGAAAGGAGAGGUUGGCGAGAGAGGAGAAGUUUCGGGCUUUGCGUGCCUAUAGAUCUCUCUCAAGGGUCUCUGUUCUUGAGAUUUGAGGCAUGGACACACACUCUUUUUGAUUGAUUUUCAUUGCUUGGCGACAAUUGCUCCAAGAUCACUAUCCCUGCUUCCUGCGUUUCGAAAGAGAUUCGACAAAUCACUUGGGCCUAGAAUUCAAUUCUUUGGUUGUAAAAGACGAAGCGUGAGUCGGUCAAUGGAAGAUGUUUGUGGUUUCCUCCACACUUCUAAUUGUUUCUUAGAUGGUUAUUUCCAAGUAAGAAUCCCCAUCGAUGUGGAAAAAUAUCAGUGACCGGGAGGACUAAAACUCCAAGGCCAUGGAUUGCUCUUAUGAGGCAUUGAACGGGGAUGAACCGGCUGAACCUGGGCGCAAGAUUAUCAGACAGUCCCCUUACCAAGCCUGCAGCAAACUAUUCUCUCCUUGGUUUGAUCUGAGGGUCUUCUAUGUGAGGAUCAGCAAUUGUGAGGUUGACAAUUCAACCCCUGAAUAUCUCACACUCAGCCAUAUCCCGCUGAACCCAGAUACUCUCCUUGAAGUUAACGGUGUGAGAAGUAGCAUCUACACGGAAGGUGUCUCCUCCAAACUUAGAAGGGAUCGAGUUGAUAAGAAAUCUGAGGAAGUCACAUUUGUGAGCACAGAUAGUAUAAGGAUGACUGGGAGUGUGAAAUUUGAUGUUUAUGACAAAGACGAUCUCAUAAUCUCCGGGGUUUUGGAGAUGUCUAAUGGCAAUGGCUUUACUGGAGAAUCAAAAAACCAUUGCAAGGGAUGGAACAUGACUUGUGAAUCAUAUGUGGUUGCGGGCAAUGGUUUCUUUAAGGGGAAGCAACACAUGGGUCCUGAAUUACCUUCGCCAACCAUUGAGGUUUACGUAGCGGGUUGUUUCUCGGGCACUCCAAUCAUCUUGACAAAAACCCUGCAGCUUUGCUUUCGAAAGAAGCACGCUAGGAAGGGGAUGUUGAAUUCAAUCCCAGAAUAUGAGACAACUGAGUGCAAGAAAGAUGAUCCUUCUGAACUUGACUACCAGAUGGCAGAAUACCGCUACAGACCAGAGAGCUUAGAAGAGUAUAACCAUCUGUACUCGGGGGAAGAUUACAUGGAAAGUGAUGAAGGUGAGCUCUCAUGGUUCAAUGCUGGUGUGAGGGUAGGUGUUGGAAUUGGGCUCGGCAUUUGUCUGGGACUUGGAAUAGGAGUAGGUGUGCUGGUCCGUACAUACCAAGCAACCACCAGAACCUUCAAAAGGCGCCUUGUGUAAACCACACUUGAUUUCUUCAUUCAAUUUCAUUCUACUACCUCCAGCCCUACGUCCCCCACCCCCACUCCCACUCCCCGAAAUGAAAAAGAGGAAUCUAACUUAUUUAUGUUCCUGUCUUCCUGACAUGUAUCCCCACUUUGAAAUGGUUAAUAAUAAGUACCUGAUAUAGUCCUUGGUUGCUUCGUAUGUUUUUGUGAAAUGAUGUAUUUAUAUAAACAAGGCUAUGAUAAUGACGAAAUUUUGUUGAUGGAA
Macadamia integrifolia is the source of this 1701-nucleotide messenger RNA. RefSeq lists its product as uncharacterized. The coding region runs from base 514 to 1449 and encodes 311 amino acids. Lineage: Eukaryota; Viridiplantae; Streptophyta; Magnoliopsida; Proteales; Proteaceae. Gene Ontology annotation, molecular function: phosphoglycerate dehydrogenase activity. The transcript has 3 exons. The record is from RefSeq and is a predicted model, not a curated record.